CGCUGAAAAAUAUACAGAUUACAGAAGUCUGAACGGUUUACAUUUUUGCGAUAAAUUUUAUAUUACCCUAUUCUCUAGCGAAGUUUUGGUAAAAUAAACGAUGAAUUUUCGGUUUUCGGAUGCAAUUCCGAAUUCUCAUACCAUAUACACGAAGAAACGAGUAAAACAGUUUAAUCUACCACACAAAUGUUUUGAGAGAAAUGUAGCAUGCGCUUGGAGACGAGGGAAUAAGAUUGCUAUAUUUCCGGGUAGUCAAACAACGAGUAAAACUAUUGAAAAUUGUGAUAACAACAUUUUAGAUAUCCGCCAAGAAAUAUCACUAUUUACUCCUAUUUUGCGUAAAUUAGUAAAUGAAGCAAAUGGUGCAUUUUUGUCUCUGCAAAAGGCUUCUGAUAUGUCAAAAAGUUCUGAUAAUCAAGUGGAAUAUUUGAAACUAUCUCGUCAAUACCGCUCUAUUGUGAGGGUAUGUCUGGAGAACUUACAAGAGGCUACCGAAAAGGCUUCUGAUGCCUUGGAAAGGAACAGCCUUCAAUCUUUUACAACUAUCUUUUAUUCAAUAGAAUGUAUUUGGCAUUUGUGUGAAAUUUUAUAUAUAGAUGUUAUUCCUGGAGAGAUUGUCUUACCAUAUAUACUAGAGUGGGCUAGGUUUCAUUUUCCGUGCCAUGAGCAGACUGCAGCAUCAAUUUUAGAGGCAUGUGAAAAGGGCUCCGAAGACAAUCCAGAAUAUUGGAAUGCUGUCAUUGGAAUGGUGGUACAAGGCAGAAUUGAUGUGGCUAGAGCUCUAUUAAAACUCCACUCAUCUUCUGAUAGCAGUGAAUUUAAAUUGCUGGAUAACUCAAUGCGUGCUAUGCCUGUUUAUAAUGUUUAUGGAGGAAUAUCUAGUGGAGAGUUUACAAUAUCUUGGAAACACUGGCAUGCUGAGUGCAGGUCGAAGUAUACUAGUGGCUCUCUGGCUCUACAGCCUCAACUAGAACUUAUAUUAAGGAUUAUGAUUGGGGACUAUACUGCCUUUGAGACUAUUCGCAUCAAGUACACAUCAUGGUUUGAUAUGCUAGGAGGUUGGAUUCUGUUUACAAUGCCAUGGGCAAAACGGCGGGAACUGGCGAGUGCUGCUGCAGCAUGUGCUGGUCUCACACCAGGAGAAAAAACUCAUUUAGAUAUAAUAAUACAAGCAUUGCUUGAGGGGGAUUUACAUCAGGUGAUACAUGAGAUGCAACAAGUAUCGGACAAUGGCUGGUCUGCAACGCAUCUCACCGACAUGCUAUAUCAUUGUGGUAAAUUGCAGAUCUUGGACAAACAAAUUGAUGUUACAGCCCAAAUUAGAGACAGUCUUAUCUUGGAAUAUGGGACAUUACUGAUGGAACAUAAGUCUCUCUGGUCUGCAGGUCUCUCGUACCUUGCUGCUACCCCACCCGAGGGUCUCAAGAGAGCUGAGCUAUUAUUAGAAAGGAUCCCAAUAGAUUCUGAAGCCAAGGCAAUGAGGAUAUUGGCAGAGGCUAAUAAAUAUGGAUUGCCAAAUGUUGUGCAAACAGUUUGUGGUUGUAUGUCAACGCGACGUUUAAAAAGUGGGAAUUCGGGUGCCGCUUUAGCGUGGGGAGGCCGCACUCGUUCCACUGAGUUGUGCGCGCGAGCAGCCGAACAGGCCUUACGGCGGUACUGCGCCGGGGCUCCAUUGCCACACGCCGAAUUGCUACUGACUGGAUCCACUGUGCUACUCAGUAAAUACUGUGAUUUCCACAUCCUGUAUAAGAACAGGGAGUUCAGAAAAGCUGCCAAGUUAUUGGUUUCUUUGAUUACUUCAAAACUAUCUCCAGAUUUUUUCUGGGAGACUCUUCUCUUAGACACUUUACCGCUGCUUGAAACGGAAACACCAGUGUUAUCAGCUGAUGACACAUAUGAAAUAAUGCUGUGUUUAGAAUUGCAUUCUUGUGCUCUUACUGGUAAAAAAGCAGAUAUGCUAAGAUUUGCUCUUGCUAGAAAUCUUGAACGGACUGCCCUUCUCAAUCUACCAGAUGAGGAUUAGUAUUAGUGGUGCUGUUUUAUAUUGAUUCAUAAAUAUCAAUAGUGUUGACAGACUAUUUGUAUGUUUGCUACAUUAAGAAACUGCUAGAUUUUUUUAACAGAUUUACCAAUUCAUAAAAUUAUAUGUAAAACUACUUACCAUAUUAUAGAUAAGUUUUCCCUGAACUGUUCCAUAAUUUAUGUGUAAAAUAAUAAACUAUUUUUUUAAUACUUUUCUUUGUAAUAAUCAACUUUUUUAUUAAUUGUUCCGGUUUGAGAAUUUCUGUCAUACAUACUAUGUAUUUGUAGUUUAACAUACCAGUAAAGAUUUUAUAAAACUCUUGUGUUUUUUUAAAUGGUAAUUGUUACUGUCUGGUUCCGGAAAGUAUUUUAUUAAGUUUGUAAGUACAGUUUUAAGCAUAACAUGAUUCCAUAGUUAUUAAUGAUGAGCUACAGUUGUAAAUUAUAAUUUUUUUUGAUA
Pieris napi is the source of this 2482-nucleotide messenger RNA. RefSeq names its product nuclear pore complex protein Nup85 (gene Nup75). The transcript has 9 exons. The record is from RefSeq and is a predicted model, not a curated record. Gene Ontology annotation, cellular component: nuclear pore outer ring. Lineage: Eukaryota; Metazoa; Arthropoda; Insecta; Lepidoptera; Pieridae. Gene Ontology annotation, biological process: positive regulation of DNA-templated transcription; protein import into nucleus; mRNA export from nucleus. Gene Ontology annotation, molecular function: structural constituent of nuclear pore. The coding region runs from base 101 to 2023 and encodes 640 amino acids.